Molecule: messenger RNA, 3420 nt
Organism: Exophiala oligosperma
Lineage: Eukaryota; Fungi; Ascomycota; Eurotiomycetes; Chaetothyriales; Herpotrichiellaceae
Exons: 8
Coding region: 1-3420 (1139 amino acids)
Biological process (GO): DNA-templated transcription; carbohydrate transport; transmembrane transport
Cellular component (GO): membrane
Molecular function (GO): zinc ion binding; DNA binding; carbohydrate:proton symporter activity
Source: RefSeq, a predicted model, not a curated record
AUGGCUCUGAAGCAGAUAAUCACUGACUCGACCUUGGCAAAGUAUGCCAGGGUCAUCAAAGCCACACCUCGAGAGGUGAUAUUCAACAAGCAUUUGCUAUUGUCCACGGCACUCUAUGCGACAGCUUCUAUGCCGCUCACCUGGGACCAAGGCUCUUCGUCAGUUGUUCCCACCCUUCCAGGAUUUCAGCGUCAAUUUGGUUUCAGCAACUCCGACGCAGACCAAUUGCGAUACUUCGUUUCGAUCGUUUACCUUGGUGCCGGUGUUGGCGCCCUGCUGUCAUUCUUCAUUAAUGAUCGCAUCGGACGUCUAUGGUCGUGGCGUCUGUACAUAACGAUCUGGAUCAUUGGCCAGCUUGUGGCUACCUCGGCGCCAGGGCUGACAGGACUAUAUGCCGCCCGAGUGAUAUCAGGGCUGGGCAUUGGCCCCCUCACGGUCACGGGCACCAUGUCGAUUGUCGAAAUUGCUCCUGCGGAAAUUCGUGGGUUGCUCGCCGUCUGGUUCAGUGUUGCUAUGACUGUAUCAUCGGUAUGCGCAGUCUUCUGCGUGUAUGGAGUCUACAUACACGUUGGCGAGAGUCGCCUGCAAUAUCAGAUCGUAUGGUUCUCACCCUGUGUGUUUUUUGCGAUCCUGAUAUUCGGGAGCUUUUUCCUCACCGAGUCUCCGAGAUGGCUGUGGCUGGCUGGCCGACACGAUGAAGCCAUUGCGACUUUGGUCAAGAUUCGCGGUUUGCCUGAGGACCACCCCCGAGUGCGAGUAGAAUUGGGGGAGAUCCACGAAGCCAUUCAAAAGGAGACCGAAGCCUUCGGCGGCAGUCGUUCACAUUUCCUUGGGGUGCUGCGAGAAACUUUCACGGUUCCUGCAAACCUUCGCCGAGUCCAGCAGACACUGGUCUCGUAUGCCUUGGCCCAGUUGUCCGGAGCAAACUCUGUCACAUCAUAUUUCGUCCCUGUCCUCAGAUUACUGGGCAAAGCUGGAGGAACUUCCCACAGCCUAUUCCUCACCGGGAUGUACAGCCUGUCAAAGCUAUUCUUCACACUAAUAGCUUCCUUCUUCUUCGUCGAUGCCUUGGGUCGGCGUGGUUCUUUAUAUGUGGGAGCUGGGCUGCAGAUGGUUUCUGACAUAUACCUCGGUGUGUAUCUCAAAUACAAGCAGGAGGGGACUGCGAGCGAUGCGUCUUCUCAAGGUGCGCUGGCCUGGAUAUUUCUUCACGCAUUUGGAUAUGCUGUUGGUCUGUUUGUCCUUCCAUAUCUUUUUGGAGGAGAAUUGUGGCCGAAUCGGAUCCGGUCGUUCGGUGGUGCGCUAUCCCAGUGCUUCCACUGGCUUUUCUUCUUCGCCAUGAAUUUUGCAGUGCCGUCUCUGCUUUCCUCUACUCACAAUUGGGGAGCUUUCUUGUUUUUCGCUGGAUGGUGCUUCAUAGCCAUCUGCUACGUUUUCCUGCUGGUUCCGGAGACGUCUGGUCUAAGUGUUGAAGAAAUCGACGAACUCUUCCAAGGCUCGUGGUUUCACGCGUAUAAAACCAAGAGAAAACCAAGAGUCAUCGCCAUAGAGGCCGAGAAUCUUGAACAAAUCGCUGUGAUGAUCAGGUACCAUGUUGUGCGAAUUGCCAACGCUUGCCUGGUAGAAGAUCCGGCAACGAAACGCCAUCAGCCUCGGAACUACCUCGAAACGUUGGAAGAGCGAGUGGUCUACCUCGAAAGGUUCAUCGCAGAACACACUCGCGUAGACGACGACCCCUUGACGCAGUCUCAAGGUGUCCUGCAGAGGCAUGAUUCUGCUUCAAAUCACACCGUAGCAACCCAGUUGCCCGAUUUCGAUGAGGAACAUGAAAAUCCAUCGACUUUGGGCAAACCGGACGAGGAUUACGAUGAAGUGUCCGAUCUGGCCUCGAAAGUCGGGAUGCUCAGUUUUGCAGCCGGUGCUGAGCCUCAUUAUCUAGGCUCUUCUUCGACUUUCGCCUUCUCGCGUGUCAUCAACUCGGCCUUGCUUCAGGCCAUCUCCAGGAAACCAGGAGGAAGCACGCGGCACCAGCAAGACAAAAGCUCCUUGCCUACGCCAUGCCUCCUUCCGGACUACGAUGACUGCGUCAGGCUCAGUGACGCUUACUUUCGGGAGGUGCAUGCACAAUAUCCAUUCUUGCAUGAGCCAUCGUUUCGGGAUUGGGAGGCAAAGAUCAUGCCUUCCGAUGCCACAGAUCUAUCUCAUCCUGACCCAGCACACCUAUUCUUCUUAUACAUGCGAUUGUACGCAGCUGCGCAACUUUAUGUGGAUGAUGUCCUACAACUUGAGAACCUCGAAGCCAUUCAAGCAUAUUUGUGCUAUGCGGUCUAUUCGCUUCGAUCCCCGGCUGGAACAUCUGUCUGGAGACUUUCCGGGUUGGCACUACGCCAGUGCGUUGAGUUCGGGUAUCAUCGUCGAGCGACAGUGAUUGGUAUAACUUCACAACCAAGUCCACUUCGCAUCGAGCUACGAAAGCGAGCUUUUUGGUGCGCGUGGACUAUCGACAUGACGGCUGCAACCAUACUAGGGCGGCCGUUGGCCCUGCAGCAACAUGAGGUCGACUGCGAGUAUCCCUUGGACAUAGACGACAUUUAUAUAACAGAUUGCGGCAUACUUGGCACAACUCGGAGUCCACACGAUCUGCCAACAAAUAUUACCAAAGCCCUCUUCACUUUUCGCAUCCGCUGUCUCUGGGGCCGUAUACAUACCUUGCUCUAUUCAGACAUCGAUCAGCAUCGGUCUUCAGGCCCAGACUACCAGGCGAGAGUCGAUCAGUUACGCCAUGAGCUCGAGGAAUGGCGGGCGUCGCUUCCUCCAACGGUACCUCUCCAGGGAGAGAUGCUAUCGAUAUUCAGUGCCGUCGAAUGGUUCGAUCUUUGCUAUAACCAUACCAUUAUCUAUUUGUAUCGGGGUCAUUUGACAAGUUCAUCGGAUCCUGCAACAGAUGAGACUUUUCUUGAAUGUAUGCAGGCAGCAGAAAAUCUCUGCCAUGGCUAUCGACGAGAAAUACUUGGCAAACCAACAACCUACACCUGGGGAGCACUCCAUACCAUCUUCGUGGCGGGCCUGACAUAUCUCCACUGUCUUUGGUCUUCAAGUACUGUUCGUGAGACAGUACGACAGGAUGUGGUAAGUAGUACGUGUACAGAUUGUACGAUCGUCUUAGUACUCAUAGCACAAUGGAACGAGUCUGCAGCGCCAUACCGAGACAUUUUUGAGGAGCUGGCGAGCCGAACCAUGACGAUGUUGGUGGAAAAAGAGCGUGAAAGAUCUUUAUUUCCUGAAGCAGUCUCACAGCCGGAUGUUCUGGAGUCUGAUCACUUUAUGCAAUGGAUGGCAGAUAUUUCCGAGGGUGGCAUGGCGGAUGGCCUUGGAGAUCUGCUGAAUGGCUUGGUAGGCGAAAUGCCAAUCAAAGAGUAG